Messenger RNA from Rodentolepis nana, 312 nucleotides. The record is from the annotation of a GenBank genome assembly. NCBI's taxonomy places the organism in Eukaryota, Metazoa, Platyhelminthes, Cestoda, Cyclophyllidea, Hymenolepididae.
AUGGCAAAUUAUCUGGCCUUCACCUUUUCAUCAGCCAUUUCAGCGACCUUCAUGCAUCCUGCAUGCGCUGAACCAAGAGAUCCCGGACCCUGCCGAGGUUAUACAUUAGCCUACCACUACGACCCAUCCUCGAACUCCUGUCAGCCAUUCCAUUAUGGUGGGUGUGGAGGCAAUCGAAAUCGUUUUUACAGCUACCUCACCUGCACCUACCUCUGCAAGCGCAAUGAGAUCCCGUGGAUUCUCAAAAAAGUGGCCGACGGGGAAGGUAGUUAUGAAGAUUGGCAAAGAUGGAGGAAGAAAUUGAGGUUGUAA